AUGGCGAUCCCCAGAUCCAUCUCUGCUCUCGCAUUCCUCAUCAUUUCCUUCCUCUUUCUGCAGUCUCACACCGUGAAAUCGCUUUCCUUCAAAUUCCGCUCUUUCUACUCUCAUGAUAAUGCCAUAACCGUCGAAGGCGAUGCUUUUGCAUCUCACGGCCGCCUCCGUCUCACAAAAACCAACCACGGCGUCCCCCAACCCAACAGUGCCGGCCGAGCCUCAUUUUCAAAACCGGCUCGCCUCUGGGACGCCAAAACCGGCAAGCUCGCCGCCUUCUCCACUUCCUUCUCCUUCAUUGUCUCACCUUCUUCCUCUUCUUCUGGUGUCUUGGGAGAUGGGUUCUCCUUCUUCGUUGCCCCUUUCAAUUCUUACUUGCCUUCAAAUUCGAGCGGCGGAUUCCUUGGACUCUUCAGUCCUCCCACUGCUCUGAAUUCCCACGCUAAUCGAAUUGUUGCUGUGGAGUUCGACACUUUCGGCAAUCCUUGGGACCCAACAAGAUCCGGUCAUAUAGGGAUCGAUGUGAACUCCAUUGCCUCAGUGAAAACAUCGUCUUGGAAUGUGGAGAAAGGGUUGACAGGAAUUGCCACUAUAAGCUAUGAUCCAUCGCAGAAAAGGUUAAGUGUUGAUGUAAGUUACCCUGAAAACAAAGGGAAACGGAGUAGCAGCAGGCUCUCAGCUUACGUUGAUCUCAGGACAGUUCUGCCUGAAUGGGUUAGGGUUGGGUUCUCUGGCGCCACCGGUGAGGAGGUUGAGCUUCACAAAAUUCUUUCUUGGGAUUUCAUCAGCUCAGACCUUUAUUGA
This is a messenger RNA of Neltuma alba, 801 nucleotides long. RefSeq names its product mannose/glucose-specific lectin-like. The transcript has a single exon. Gene Ontology annotation, molecular function: carbohydrate binding. Bases 1 to 801 code for a protein of 266 amino acids. Lineage: Eukaryota; Viridiplantae; Streptophyta; Magnoliopsida; Fabales; Fabaceae. The record is from RefSeq and is a predicted model, not a curated record.